AUGGAGAACCACGACAAGGCAAUUCUGGCCGCCUCGGCUAGACACCCGAUCGUGCCUCUGGAGAAGGGUCGGUUCUACACGUAUGGUACUGCUGGUUUCCGCAUGAAGGCGGAUUUGCUCGACGGUAUCACAUUUCGGGUUGGCCUUCUUGCUUCGCUUCGGAGCCGCAAGCUUAACAGCCAAGCUAUUGGUGUUAUGAUCACCGCCAGCCACAACCCGGCCGCCGAUAAUGGCGUCAAGAUCGUCGACCCCAUGGGAGACAUGCUCGAGCAGGACUGGGAACGCUAUGCCACGGCCCUGGUCAACGCGCCAACCGACGAGCAGCUCGUCGACGUCUACAACAGGCUGGCCGCCGACCUCAAGAUCGAUCUCAAGAUCCCUGCCAAGGUUAUCUAUGGCCGGGACACCAGGCCCUCGGGCCACACCCUGGUCACGGCUCUCGUCGAUGGUCUCGAGGCCACGAAAGCAGAGCCCGUCGACCACAAGAUCCUCACCACGCCUCAGCUUCACUACCUCGUGCGGGCCACCAAUAGCGAGGGCACGCCCUUGUCAUACGGCAAGGUCAGCGAGGCCGGCUACUACGAGAAACUUGCCGAGGCUUUCGUGCGUGCCAUGCGGAACAGGCGGAUCGACGGGACACUAGUGGUCGACUGCGCCAAUGGAGUUGGCGGUCCAAAGCUGUCCGAGUUCCUUAAGUACAUCCAUCAAGACAAGGUCAAAUUCGAUGUCAAGGUCGUCAACGACGAUGUCCUUCGUCCCGAAGUUCUCAACCUCGACUGCGGUGCCGAUUUUGUCAAGACAAAGCAGAGGGCCCCGCCCUCACCCAAGCCUCAGCCCGGCGUCAGGAGCUGCUCGCUCGACGGUGACGCUGACAGAUUGAUCUACUACUGGGUAGACCCGGAGAGCGGCUUCGUUAUGCUGGACGGCGACCGCAUCUCGUCGCUCGCUGCCUCUUUCAUCGGAGACCUGGUCGAGGGCGCCGGCCUCAAGAACGAGCUGCGCAUCGGUGUCGUGCAGACGGCUUACGCCAACGGCGCCAGCACCAAUUACAUCACCCAGCACCUGAAGUUACCUGUCAUCUGCACCCCGACUGGCGUGAAGCACCUCCACCAUGUGGCUCAGGGAUUCGACAUUGGCGUGUACUUCGAAGCCAACGGCCACGGCACGGUCCUCUUCUCUCCGGAUGCUCUCAGCGCCUUCCGGAACACUGAACCCCAGUCGCCCGCGCAAAAGGACGCCCUCGACACGCUGGCUGCCUUGGGAGACCUGAUCAACCAGACCGUCGGUGACGCCAUCUCGGAUAUGCUCCUGGUCGAGGUGAUCCUCGCCCACAGGAACUGGACACUGCGCGACUGGGCAAUGACGUACGCCGACCUGCCCAACCGCCUUGUGCGCGUCGAGGUCGCCAACAAAGACCUCUUCCAGACGACUGACGCCGAGCGGCGGCUCUCGCACCCCGAAGGCGCGCAGAACGAGAUCGACCAGGCUGUCAAAAAAUAUAAGGACGCACGCGCGUUCGCCCGCGCCAGCGGCACCGAGAACGCCUGCCGCGUCUAUGCCGAGGCGGCUACGCGCUCCGAGGCCAACGAGCUCGCUGAGCGCGUCGCUCGCAUCAUUGAGCGCUACGGCACCCUGUAG
Parathielavia appendiculata is the source of this 1638-nucleotide messenger RNA. RefSeq names its product N-acetylglucosamine-phosphate mutase-like protein. The transcript is spliced from 2 exons. The coding region runs from base 1 to 1638 and encodes 545 amino acids. Gene Ontology annotation, molecular function: magnesium ion binding; phosphoacetylglucosamine mutase activity. The record is from RefSeq and is a predicted model, not a curated record. Gene Ontology annotation, biological process: carbohydrate metabolic process; UDP-N-acetylglucosamine biosynthetic process. NCBI's taxonomy places the organism in Eukaryota, Fungi, Ascomycota, Sordariomycetes, Sordariales, Chaetomiaceae.